AUGGCACCACGGCUCAGCAGGGUGGGCUUCCGGCCAGUUGGGCUUGUGGGCCGCAGCAGCGCGACUGGGGGGGUCGAUCGCGCAGACCAUUGCCGCAAAGUCGGCCCCGGCGUCCUUUUCGUGUGCGCCGGCAAUGCGAUGCGCCUGCGCGUGGUGGAGCCCGCUGUCUCGCCCGCUGCAGUCGCCGACUCGCCCGCUGCUUCAGUGCAACUCCAGCAGCCAAUGGCGCUGAAAGCCGCCCGGCCCGCUGCCCGACCGGCGUUUGCAUCGGCCGCUCUGGCCGCCGGCGAUAAGGCCCAGACGGUCGUGGAUCUCAAUCUCUCAUCUCAUACCAUGCCGGUCCCUUGUCUGAUCUGGCGUUGCUGCCCAUGGCGUGGUGCGGCCGAUGGCUCGCAAAAAUAG
Trichoderma aggressivum f. europaeum is the source of this 402-nucleotide messenger RNA. RefSeq lists its product as uncharacterized. The transcript has 2 exons. NCBI's taxonomy places the organism in Eukaryota, Fungi, Ascomycota, Sordariomycetes, Hypocreales, Hypocreaceae. The record is from RefSeq and is a predicted model, not a curated record. Bases 1 to 402 code for a protein of 133 amino acids.